Menidia menidia (Atlantic silverside) is the source of this 6726-nucleotide messenger RNA. NCBI's taxonomy places the organism in Eukaryota, Metazoa, Chordata, Actinopteri, Atheriniformes, Atherinopsidae. The record is from the annotation of a GenBank genome assembly.
AUGGGUCUCCUGACGCAGUUCAUUCUGCUCCUGUGGAAGAACUUCACUCUCCGGAAGAGACAAAAGGUGCGGCUAGUUAUUGAAGUGCUGUGGCCAUUAUUUCUCUUCUUCAUAUUAGUAGGGGUGAGAUCCACUAAUAAGCCAAUUUUCAAAGGUCAAUGCCACUACCCAAAUAAAGCCAUGCCAUCUGCGGGUGUGCUGCCCUGGCUCCAAGGUAUGAUGUGUAACAUCGACAAUCCCUGUUUGAACUAUCCAACACCAGGGGAGACACCAGGCCAAGUCAAUAACUUCAACAACUCCAUAAUUGCAGGGAUGUUAAUAGAGCUUCAGACUCUCGUGGUGGACAAGUCCUUCCUCAGUAAGGCACAGGCACUUGCAGAUGAUGUGGACCAAUGGACUUCAGUCCUAUCAAAGUCUGACGCUGCUCAACCAGUCCUCCUAAGGAGCAUUCUCAGAGAUGAUGAAACUUUCUCUACGCAUCUGAGGGAGGAUUUAUUCGUUCCGUCAUCAGUUGUCCAAAGUCUCCUGAAUGCACAGAUUCAGCUCAAACCAAUGACGGGGGCCUUGGGGGCAGGCAGUUUGAGAAGCACACUGUGUGAGGGGACAGAUCUCAAUGCGUAUGUCCAAUUUAGCAGCCAAGAUGAGAGGGAGGCUUUUCAAAAUGUCAGCUGCUCCCUGACUCAACAGCAGCUGAUUAACACCCAGCAAGUCCUUCUGCAAAACCUGGAUACGAGGAAAGUGCUUUCUGAGCUACCUGCAGCUUUGGACCUUAAUGCAACAGACACAGUGGCACUGAUAAGCAAAACUUCUCAAGAUGCAUUUCCAAUUAUCGAAGAGGUGGGCAGGCUGCAGAACUCCAUGAUUUUUGGGGCAGCUGGCUCUCUGAAUUUCCAGGAGGACAUGGUCGGAAGUAUCAAUAUGUUGCUGUGUGGAAAGCAGCCUAACUCCAAUUCCACCAAUAUGACCCUCAGUUUACCUUCAUUUAGACAGAUGGAAAACAACAACUCACUUUCUAUUAUGGGCAACAGUUCUGAUGCUUUUUGUCAGACUCUUGUCGACAUCCUGGAGGGCACACCUGGCCUGCGCUACAUUUGGAGCACCUUCAAGCCAUUAUUGCAAGGGAAGGUCCUCUACGCACCUGAUACACCUGCUGCUCGCCUGCUGGUGAAAGAAGCAAAUGCUACGUUCAAUUCCCUGGCUAUGUUAAAGGAGCUCAGUGAUUCCUGGGAUGAACUCGGGCCACGCGUCUGGGAUUUUCUACAAGACAGCCCACAAGUCAACACAAUACGGGCUUUGCUGGCGAAUCCUGUGUUUGCUGCCGUCCUUAACCAGCGUCUUAGUGGUACAGGAUGGACAGCUGAGCUGUUGGCCAAUUUCCUGUACAAUGGGCCUCCAGAGGACCGUCCAGCUGACAUGCCAGCCUAUGAUUGGCGGGAUGUGUACAACACUACUACCCAAAUACUGGAGCUCCUGUCCAAUUUCCUUGGCUGUUUGGAUCUGAAUAAGUUUGAGGCAGCCCCCACUGAAGGUCAUCUAGUGAAUAAAGCCUUGGAGCAUCUGAAUAAUGAUACGUUCUGGGCCGGAAUUGUCUUUGAAAACCUACAACCAAACUCCAGCAACAUCCCUCCCUAUGUCAAGUACAAAAUCCGCAUGGACAUUGAAGAAGUUGAACGAACCAACAAAGUGAAAUCCAGGUCAUGGUCUCCAGGAGCCAGAGACAACUCCUUUAAUGACCUGCGUUACAUAAGGGGGGGCUUUGCCUACCUGCAGGAUAUGAUGGACCACGGAAUUGUGCGAUCACAGACAUCAAAGACUCAACCGCUUGGUGUUUUUGUCCAGCAAAUGCCUUAUCCUUGCUUUGUGGAUGAUGCCUUUAUACAGAGUAUCGGAGGCAUCCUUCCCAUGUUCCUGGUACUGGCCUUCAUGUACUCUGUGUGCAUGAUCAUCAAAGGCCUGGUCCUGGAGAAAGAACUGCGUCUUAAAGAAGUGCUGCAUGCUGUUGGCGUUCAAAACGCUGCCCUCUGGUCUGCUACACUCACAGAGAACAUAGUUCUGCUCACAAUUCCUUGUGCGCUCAUAAGUGUCAUGGUUAAGAGGUCUAUCAAGUUCCUCCGCACGCUGGCAAGCUCUCUCCCCUUGUACAUGACUUUAGCGUGGAUCUACUCGGUGGCCAUGAUCGUUAAAGGCAUUGUUGCCGAGAAAGAGGCCAGGCUGAAAGAGACCGUGAGGAUCAUGGGCCUGAGAAGCUCCAUCUAUUGGUUGAGCUGGGCUGUGUCCAGCGUGCUCCCACUGGCUGUCAGCGCUGUCCUGCUAACUCUUAUCCUCAAGUACGGCAAAAUCCUGCAAUACAGUGAUCCCUCUGUAGUCUUCGUCUUCCUGCUGGUUUUUUGCCUGGCCACCAUCUCUCAGUGCUUCUUCAUUAGCGUCUUCUUCUCUAAGGCCAAUUUAGCAGCAGCGUGUGGUGGCCUCAUCUACUUUCUCCUCUACCUGCCGCACAGCCUCUGCUAUGCCUGGAGGGAUGUCAUGGGUUUUGGGGCCAAGGUUGCUGUGAGUUUGUUGUCAUGUGUUGCAUUUGGCUAUGGCUGUGAAAACCUUUCCAAGUAUGAAGAGCAAGGUGUUGGUAUCCAGUGGUACAACAUUGGCAAGAGUCCAGAAGACGGAGAACGCUACACCUUCAUCUUAUCCAUUAUCAUGAUGCUCUUUGAUGCUACCUUGUAUUGGUUGCUGACUUGGUACAUAGAGAAUGUCUUUCCAGGUCAAUAUGGGAUUCCCAGGCCAUGGUACUUCCCUUUCACUUCAUCGUAUUGGUGUGGGACAUCAUCAGUGACUGCAGAAAGCCCCACUUUGCUGAGAGACUCUGGUGUGCAUGAUGAGUACCAAGAAAAAACACCACCCAAUAUGAAAGCAGGGGUCUCAAUUCGCAAUCUUGUCAAAAUAUACAAGACUGGGAAGAAGCUUGCAGUGGACGGACUGAGUGUGGACUUCUUUGAGAAUCAGAUUACAUCCUUCCUGGGCCACAAUGGAGCAGGAAAAACCACUACAAUGUCAAUUCUGACAGGACUGUUCCCACCAACAUCUGGAACUGCCCUGAUCAACGGAUACGAUAUUCGCACCGACAUUGACAACAUCCGGAAGUACUUGGGAAUGUGUCCACAACAUAAUGUCUUAUUUAAUGAGCUGACUGUAGAGGAGCACAUUUAUUUCUAUGCCCGGCUGAAAGGACGCAGUCGCAGCGAAGUCAAGUCUGAGAUGGACCAGAUCAUUGAAGAUGUUGGUUUACCACAUAAGAAGAAGGAUCUUGCAAAGAAUUUGUCAGGGGGGAUGCAGAGAAAGCUCUCUGUGGCUAUAGCAUUUGUCGGUGGUUCAAAAAUCGUCAUCUUAGAUGAACCUACAGCAGGAGUGGACCCCUAUGCCCGGAGGGGUAUUUGGGAUCUGCUGUUAAAGUACAAACAAGGCCGCACCAUCAUUUUGUCCACACACCACAUGGAUGAGGCCGACAUCUUGGGCGAUCGGAUUGCAAUCAUCGCUCACGGCAAGAUGCGUUGCUGUGGCUCCUCACUGUUCCUAAAAAAAUGUUUCGGAAGCGGCUACUACCUGACUCUGGUCAGAGACGGGGCUGAAAAGAUGACUGCUCAGCGGAAUGGCAUCAUCCCCACUCAGGCCAAAGAGGCUCAAAAAGAGACGGGCUGUCCUUCCAGAAGCAGCCCAGAUGACGGCAUCGGCAGCGACACCUGGAGCAACUCUCAUCCAACAGAGAGCCCCACUGCAUUAAGCGUGUCGCAUAUGGCGGAGGCUGAAACCACCAAACCAAACUGUACUAGAUUGAGGAUGGAUGAUGCAGAGGAGUUAUCUUUACUGAGCUACAGUGUCUUUAAAUGUCACAGGAAUUGUGUGGUGAUCCCAAAUGCUAAACAAUAUUUUCGAAGACUUAUAUUAAAAAGGAUGAGCAAUGCAGGCAAAACUUUGCAGCCGACAGUGUGCUUUGUGAGUCACUUUGUGGCUAUUCCUCAAGCAGAUUUGACAGCUGUGACUCAGCUUGUGCGGUGCCACGUCCCUGAGGCAGUCUUCUUAGAGAGCAUCGGGCAGGAAAUCACAUUCAUUCUGCCCUAUUGUGGAGCCAGAGAUGGGACCUUUGCCACCCUCUUCCAAAAGCUUGACCUAGCAAUGGAUGACCUUGGCCUGACCAGCUAUGGAAUCUCUGACACCACGCUAGAAGAGAUAUUUCUAAAAGUAGCAGAAGAUACUGGAGUGGAUGAAGAAAUACAAUAUUUGGGUAAGAAGGCGAGUGUCAGUGGAAGAGGAUCUGUGGUCAUCACUGGAUGGAAGCUGAUCAGAAGGCAGUUCCUGGCACUUUUUAUCAAGCGCUUCCAUCACGCCCGAAGGAGCCGCAAGGGACUCAUUGCCCAGGUGGUCUUGCCUGCUGUUUUUGUGUGCCUUUCUCUGAUCUUCUCCCUCAUCGUCCCACCAUUUACUGAAUAUCCAAGUUUGGAGCUGCAACCCUGGAUGUAUGAUGUGCCUCAAACCACCUUUUACAGCAAUGACAUACCAGAAAACGCAGAAGUCUCUCAAGUGGUGGAAUCCUUGGUGAACAACCCGGGCUUUGGUACACGUUGCAUGAAUGGAGACCCAAUACCGGAACUUCCAUGCUCCUCAAGUGGUUCUGAUUGGUUCAAACCAUCUGUGGAUCAGGCAGUCAUUGACAUAUUCCUCAACGGGAACUGGAGCAUGUCUAACCCUUCUCCCCCCUGUCAGUGCAGCACUCCAAAACGCACAAUCAUGUUGCCGGACUGUCCACUUGGUGCAGGAGGUCUACCUCCACUGCAGAGGACCCAGAACACAACAGACACUUUGCUGAAUUUAACUGGACGGAACAUGACAGAUUUCCUGGUCAAGACUUUUGAACACUCGGGUAAAGAAAGGUAUGGAGGGAUCUCUGUUGGAGCAAUCAACUCACAGGUCCGUCUGACCGAAGCAGGAGUUGAAGCUGUGUUCAGGGAACUAAAAGACUUCUUCAAUUCUUCUCUGGAUCAUGUGACUAAUCGGACUCUCCAGCAUGCUGAGACACUGCUGAAGAACCUGGGAACGCGGGACAACGUCAAGGUGUGGUUCUACAACCAGGCGUGGCAUAGCAUGGUGUCCUUCUUGAGUGUGGCCAGCAAUGGCAUCCUGAGAGGAAAUCUGCCCGAAGGACAGGAUCCUCGUCAGUACGGCAUCUCUGUCUCUAAUCAUCCUCUCAACCUCACAAAGGAGCAGCUCUCCUAUGUGGCCAUGGCCACAACCUCAACUGACGUGGUGGUGUCCAUCUGCGUUAUAUUUGCCAUGUCCUUUAUCCCUGCCAGCUUUGUCCUCUUCCUCAUCCAAGAGCGGGUGAGCAAAGCCAAGCAUCUGCAAUUUGUCAGCGGAGUAAACCCGGCUGUCUACUGGUUGACUAAUUUUGUCUGGGAUAUGUGUAACUACAUCAUCCCAUGCUUGAUUGUGAUUGCGAUCUUCCUAUGCUUUCAACAAAAGGCCUACGUUUCCCCUCCUAACUUGCCUGCCUUGAUUCUCCUGCUUGUUUUCUAUGGGUGGGCCAUCACCCCCAUGAUGUACCCUGCCUCCUUCAUCUUCAGUGUGCCCAGCACAGCUUAUGUGGUGCUGACCUGCAUCAACCUCUUUAUUGGUGUCAACGGCAGCGUGGCCACUUUCAUAAUGGAGCUCUUUGAUGAUGAUAAUGUCUCCCGCAUCAACGAGAUAGUGAAGCAGGUGCUACUUGUUUUCCCACAUUUCUGUCUGGGCAGAGGGUUAAUCGACAUGGCCAAGAACCAGGCAAUGGCAACGCUCUUCAGCAAUUUUGGGGAAGAUCGUUUUGAGGACCCUUUGGGCUGGGAAAUGGUGGGGAAAAAUCUUUGUGCCAUGUCCAUCCAGGGAAUUGUCAUGUUUGCCUUUACAGUGCUCAUCCAGUAUAAGUUUUUCUGCAAACCCAGACUUAUUUCAGCAAAGGCAUUGCCAACAGAAAAAGAAGACAUUGAUGUUGCCCGUGAGCGUGAACGAGUGCACAAGGGCAAAGCUCAGAAUGACCUGCUGAGGAUUUGUGACCUAACUAAGGUAUACCCUCGGAAGAGCACCCCCGCUGUAGACCGGCUAUGUGUGGGCGUACCUGCUGCAGAGUGUUUCGGCUUGCUGGGGAUCAACGGAGCAGGAAAAACCACCACGUUCAAGAUGCUGACAGGGGACAUCCCAGUCUCCAGUGGAGAGGCCUUUCUAAACGGAUACAGCAUCCGAACAGAAAUGAGGAAUGUUCACCAGAACAUGGGCUAUUGUCCACAGUUUGAUGCUAUCAACGACCUCCUGAAUGGACGAGAGCAUCUGGAGUUUUAUGCCAGAUUAAGAGGGGUACCUGAAAAAGAGGUUGCCAUGGUGGCCGAGUGGGGGAUCCAGAAGUUGGGUCUGAUCAAAUAUGCCAGCAAGUCAGCUGGAACCUACAGUGGUGGAAACAAACGCAAACUUUCCACAGCAAUAGCCCUGAUUGGGUCUCCCCCAGUGAUUUUCUUGGAUGAGCCAACCACUGGAAUGGACCCCAAAGCCAGACGCUUCCUGUGGGAUUGCAUCCUCAGUAUCAUCAAAGAGGGGCGCUCCGUCAUCCUCACAUCACACAGCAUGGAGGAGUGUGAGGCUUUAUGCACUCGCAUGGCCAUCAUGGUAAACGGUCGCUUCAAGUGCCUCGGGAGCAUCCAGCAUCUGAAAAAC